AUGACCUCCAGUAAUGUUUCUGUUGAGUUACUAUUCGCCAGUCAGCCAGUUGGUGAUGUUAUUUACAUUCGGAGGAUAAUUUGUCAAAAUGACUGCGGAACGAGAUCAGUGCCUCGCUGAUUAUCGGAGAAGAUUAAUUGAGCAUAGGGAAGUGGAUUCCAAGCUUAGAAAAUUUCGGGAAGAGAAGAAGGAAUUAGACAAGCAAUAUGAUAAAAGUGAAAAUGAUUUAAAAGCCCUCCAAAGUGUAGGGCAAAUUGUAGGAGAAGUUCUCAAGCAGCUGACUGAAGAAAAAUUCAUUGUAAAGGCAACUAAUGGCCCUAGAUAUGUUGUUGGUUGCAGGCGACAGCUUGACAAGGCCAAACUUAAGUCAGGAACUCGUGUGGCACUGGACAUGACAACUCUCACAAUCAUGAGGUAUUUACCCCGUGAAGUUGAUCCAUUAGUUUACAACAUGAGCCAUGAAGAUCCUGGUGAUGUUACCUAUAAUCAGAUUGGUGGUUUAGCAGAGCAGAUUCGUGAAUUAAGAGAGGAUAUUUAG
This is a messenger RNA of Macrobrachium nipponense, 538 nucleotides long. RefSeq names its product 26S proteasome regulatory subunit 10B-like. The record is from RefSeq and is a predicted model, not a curated record. NCBI's taxonomy places the organism in Eukaryota, Metazoa, Arthropoda, Malacostraca, Decapoda, Palaemonidae. Gene Ontology annotation, molecular function: proteasome-activating activity. Gene Ontology annotation, cellular component: cytosolic proteasome complex; proteasome regulatory particle, base subcomplex. The coding region runs from base 89 to 538 and encodes 149 amino acids. The transcript has 4 exons. Gene Ontology annotation, biological process: positive regulation of RNA polymerase II transcription preinitiation complex assembly.